This is a messenger RNA of Lingula anatina, 3675 nucleotides long. Its product is annotated as malignant fibrous histiocytoma-amplified sequence 1. The record is from RefSeq and is a predicted model, not a curated record. NCBI's taxonomy places the organism in Eukaryota, Metazoa, Brachiopoda, Lingulata, Lingulida, Lingulidae. Gene Ontology annotation, biological process: regulation of apoptotic process.
AAUGGUGCCUUAGAAUCACCUAGUCAAAUAGAAGGAUCUCAGAGGUGCGGUGUGCCCAUUUUAAGUCCUGUAAAAUACUGUAAAAUUAAGUCCUGUAAAAUGUUUAACACAUCAUCAACAUAUUUACCUGUUUCUAUCUAUUGCAGCUGCAUGACAUCAACAUCGCUUUGAAUAGGGCUUCUGCAAGAAUGUCAAACAGGCUUGUCAAUUCCGAAAAAUUGAAGGUACUCGAGUUACUUCGAAAUGAUCCACAGAGCGAAGCUUUACUGUUGGAGGUCGCAAAAUGGGACAUGCUUCGUAUUGGAGACAAAUUGGGGUUUCCGGAGUAUAUAACACGAUGUACCAAUCUUAAGACAUUAUGUGUUUGGGUUCAUGAUUUUGGCGUCAGCAUCCCUGAGACGGUUUUUGAUUUGAAUACUUUACAAGCACUCUUGAUUUCUGCAGUGGACUUAACAGAGAUCCCUCGUGAAAUACGCCAACUUGCCGAUCUGACAACACUAUAUAUACAGAACGGUAAAAUUACCAACAUUUCAGAUUUUAUUGGUGAUUUGGUUAAUUUGAAAAGACUGUCAUUCAUGAAGAACAGAAUAAACCUCGUUUCAAUUGAAUUGGGGAAGUUGAAACAAUUAACAUAUCUCAGUCUUUCCGACAAUAGUUUGGCUGAUUUUCCUCUUUGUAUAUGUGAACUGUACAAGCUAAAGCACUUGGUGUUGACUGAAAAUAAACUAAAUAUAAUUCCGUCGGAAAUAAGAAAAUUGACAAACCUGGAAGGUCUCUUCGCCUCACAUAAUGAAAUAUCCGUCAUUUCCCCUGACAUUGGUAGCUUAACGAAACUCAAGUUUCUUGACCUUCGGUAUAACCAGGUAGAAGUUGUACCGUUCGAAAUUGGUUACCUUGAUGCCCUUAAGCAAUUCUGGAUCACAAAAAAUCCGACGAAGCAACCACCUCAAAAUGUAUGUUCCCAAGGCACGCAAGCUAUCAUGCGUUAUUUAGAAGAUCUCCGCCGCUCGGCAGCGAUAGAGACCGCUAGACUUAAGAUAAACGUUUUGGGCGAAACCUGCGCGGGAAAAAGUAGUUUUGUGCGAUCUUUAGCAGCAGGAGAAACGCGCAUGACGCCCAUGGCGGAUCGAACCCAUGUGAUCGAUCAAGCGGCAUGGCAACCAGAGAAAGGGAUUCUGAUAAGAAUCAAUGAUUUUGGUGGUCAUGACAUCUACAAGUUAGCUCACAGUAUAUUCAUGGACAAAAACUCACCCGUUUUCCUCGUCUUCGACAUCAAUGAAAUAAAUGAAUCGAAUAGCAAUAUCCUCCUUGGAACGUGGAUUAACGUAGUCCUUUCUAAAUCACCAAAAACGAAGAUAAUACUGAUAGGUACGCAAGCCGACAGGUGCAACGACACCGCAAUCCAGGUUAAAUCUAAAGAAGUAUCAGCUUAUGUAGAAGAUUUGCUUGUGAGGAGAGAGCUAAGCUUGAAAUCGCAACUUGAAGCAGUGCGACAACGAAUGGAAGAGGAACUGCCCUUUCAAGAGGCCUUUAAGGCGAAAAACGCUGUGAUCAGUUCUAGUCUCAGCGAAACACCCGACAUAGCUAGGUCCAUCAAGGUCGUCAGUUCCAACUCGCUGAGUGGUUUCCAAGCGAUACAAAAGUUGGCGGUAUCCAUGGCAAGAGAAAAAGCAGUCAUCUUACCGGAAUCAUGGUUCAUCGUUACUGAUUACGUGGAGAGGGAGAAGGUUCGUAAGACCGAGCCUUACCUGAAGAAGAGCAAACUCAUAAUCUACCUAGACUCUCUGGAAAACGAGAGCAUCGAAAAAAGAGAGGCAGUGAAAGAAGUCCUUCCUGAGAUUCUCCGGUACCUUCACGGUUCUGGUGAAAUAAUUUGGUUUGAACAGAGCCCUGUGCUUAGUGAGGUAAUAUUCCACAGACAUGAGAUCGUCGCCGGUUUACUGAAAGCCGUUUUGAGACACGACAUGGAGGACUUGUUGGUCCAUAGCCGCCCAGAAUUCGUCCACCAGUUUUCCAAGUUUGGUUUUGCCCUCGCCCGGGAGGAUAUUCUGCACCGGGGUAUCAUGACUUACAAGAUGCUGCAAUGCCUCUGGAAGCCUUUUAAUAUUGGAGACAUCGGGGCCAAUGCAGUCAUCGAGCUGAUGAAGAACUUCGAGAUGUGCUACUCAGUGGUGGUCAACAAGGUGGAAUACCUGCAUAUACCAUGGCUGCUAAAUGAAACAGCACCUUCUUCGAUCUCUAACAGAUGGCACCACCGUAUAGAAGAUCCAGACAACCAGGACCAACUGACUCUUGAACUGCACUUCGUCGACCAUCCCCCGAUAGGGUUCUACGAACAAGAAGCCGUCAGGCUGAACAAGUUCAUAGAGCAUAAAACUACCCGCGUUGACUGGAAAGACGGAGUAUUUGUCGAGAUGGACCAAAAUACUCGCUGUUUGCUGCAAAGAAAGGCCAACCAUGACAACGGUGACGUGAUUACUUUCGCGCUGCGAGGUUCUCACCUUCGAGAUCUUUGGAAGACUUUUUUGGAAGUCCAUAGGGACAUCAGACUCCUACUCAUCGAGGAGUACCCCGGAGCUCAGUGCGACAUGUUCUCGUUGUGUCCUCACUGCGUUAAGGAAGGUGUCCCAGAUCCAACAAAGUUUCCGGCAGAGGUUCUGCGUGAUCCGCCUUCUCAGGACAUCACGAGUAUCCCGUGUAGGCAUUCCAAAACAGGGAGCGUGCCUGUAUACCUCGUUUACCCGCAGAAUGUAUAUCUUGGUCGCCGGAUGACCAUGCUUCACAAGAAGGCCUUAAGGUCAAACCGCUUGCAACUUGUGGACGACAUAUCUGACCCCUCCAUGGAGGACAUUGUGACGCAUCUUGGCUCACACGCCAUCCUAACCGUGAGAGAACAGGAGUACGUGCGACAAAAACCUAUCAGAGAUGAAAAAGUCGAGGCCCUGUUAGACGUGCUGAGAGGGAAAUCGGAUGAUGCUUUCUUUGAAUUCUGCAACGGCUUGGACAACUGUGGACUCCGGCAUUUGACAAUCGCUCUUAAAAAUCACGCUUGAGGAUAUGAGGAACGACAAGCUUUAAAUUGCACUCUUCAUUUCGAUAUCCCAAAUUAACUGGUGCAUAUGCAAGGUGGGCAGUGUUGCUGUUGAAAGUAAUCAGACACAUGUAGGGCAACAAAAAGCGAACUUCUAAGGUUACGCUGUAUGGCUAAACUUUUUUCUUGCAAAGCUGUUUUUAAUCAAUGGCAUUGGCUUUUCCUGUCCAUGUAAUGAAAAGAACAUAUACUGCAAUGAUUCCAUUGUUAUUUCACUUUUAUUUUCCUUUUCCAAGUCUUGCUAACUGCAUGUUGAAUGGCCACAAUAUCUAUCAAACUGAAGAUAAUAAUAUUAAGAAAUGUUUUUAUAUUAUUCGGCGUCGGCUAAGACUAGACUAGAUCAGAAAACAGCUUACGGCAAAUCCUUUAGGAGUCCAAUAUCUCUUUCUAAUUUUGUCUUACCAAAGUUUCCUUAUCACCUUUUACAUUGUUAAAUAAAAAUGCGGUACGAAGUUACUUCAAAUGUUGUUCAAAGGGUGCUUAUAUUACUCUGGUACCACAGAAGUUAAUUUAUUUAAUAUUAAUGAUGACAAAUAACCAUAAAUAGUGUGACUGUACUUUAUUAGCAAGGAAUAAAACGAACU